Osmia bicornis bicornis is the source of this 2252-nucleotide messenger RNA. It is a transcript of the gene Bem46, whose product is annotated as protein ABHD13. Gene Ontology annotation, molecular function: palmitoyl-(protein) hydrolase activity. Gene Ontology annotation, cellular component: membrane. The record is from RefSeq and is a predicted model, not a curated record. Lineage: Eukaryota; Metazoa; Arthropoda; Insecta; Hymenoptera; Megachilidae.
ACAAAUUGUAGAUUAUAAGAUUUCUAAUGCUAACUGGAGUACUAUAAUCAAGUCAGAAUGCAUAAUAUUAUAUAUUUAAUAAAGAUAGAAAUGCAUUAGAUGAUUAUUAAUCAAUUAUUUGGAAGAACAAGACAACAAUCAUGUCAUUUUGUGUGCGACUUGCGCGCAGCAAACCCAUACGUUUGUUAGGAGGUAUUGCAAUGAAAUGUUGGGCUUUCUCUGGGACUUACAUACUUGCCUGUUUUCUUUUAUAUUGGUUGUAUGGUGGAAUCUCUGCCUUCUUUCUCCUUUGUUUCGCUACUACAGGUAUAUUAUAUCACAGAGAAGAUCAACUUGUAUAUCGUCCAGAAUGGCCAGCUAAUUCCAGGGUAUAUGUUCCUGCACCUUCGAUAUUUAAUUUACCUUAUCAAAGUAUAUAUACUAGAUCAAAAGAUGGUACAAUGUUACACAUGUUCUUUAUUUCUCAACCAGAAGAUAAAGCAAAAAAGGUGCCUACUAUAUUAUUUCUUCAUGGCAAUGCUGGUAAUAUGGGACAUAGACUUCAAAAUGCAGUUGGAUUGUAUCACAAUAUUCAAUGUAAUAUUUUGAUGCUAGAGUAUAGGGGGUAUGGAUUAUCACAAGGUUCACCAUCAGAGGAGGGUUUAUACAUGGAUGCUUGUGCUGAUGAUUAUUUGUCCAGUAGAACUGAUAUAAAUACAAGUGUAAUAGUGUUUGGUAGAUCAUUAGGUGGAGCGGUAGCAAUCAAUUUAGCUACAAAGCCGGAAAAUUUUCAAAGAAUUUGGUGCCUUAUUGUCGAAAAUACUUUUACCAGUAUUCCUGAUAUGGCUGCAUACCUUUUUGGAUCAAGAUUUUUACAAUAUCUACCACUCUUCCUGUAUAAAAAUAAGUAUUUAUCGAUUCACAAAGUGCGAUCAGUAACGGUACCUACGUUAUUCAUUUCUGGUUUGGCGGAUACAUUGGUGCCACCGCGUAUGAUGCAAGAACUUCAUAAGAAUUGCAGAAGUUCGAUAAAACAUAUACUUUCUAUUUCGGGAGGUACUCAUAAUGAAACAUGGUGCCAGCCAGGAUAUUAUCAUAUAUGUAACUUCUUAAGUGAGUUGAGAGAGAAUCCUGUUCAAGUGACAUCCAGUCAUUGGCAAAUAGAUGACAUAUAAUUAGAAAUACAACGUUCAUUUUGCGUCCAAAGCGGUAACUAUAUUUUAAAAAUGAUCCAUUACUAAGGUCAGUAUAUUCUAAUAGAUAACAAAUUUAAUUUAGCGUACACGAAUAUAUUAAAGUUUCAAUUGUGAUCAUUAUUUUAAAUGAAAACAUAAUUUAGCUCAUAACUAACGGGGAUCAAUAUUCUAUCGAAAUAUUUAGAGCUAUAUUGAACAAAUGUAAUGCUUCGAAUCAUCAAAUUAUUAUAUUACUCGAAUUUAGCAAAAUAUUUAUUUGAAACAAAACGUUGUGAAUAAUGAAAUAACUAAGUCCUUCCAAUGUUAAAAGUAUCUCGAACAUUUAGAUAGUUUCAACCUCACUGUUUUCAUCGAAGUGGGCUGUUUUUAUAUUUUAAAAUAUAUUGUAUUUCCGAUGUAAUGGCACAACCCAAAAGGGGUGAAUCUACAUAAAAAAGUAAGUUAAAAAUGCAUUAAAAAUCCUGUAUUUCAAAAAAUUUUUAAAACCUGCCAUAAAAAAUUGGCGCCAUCUUGUGUUAAGUGUUAAAAAUGAGCCUUUUUUGUUUUACCGAUAGGGAGUGCAAACAAUAUAUUUAUAGUUAUCCUUGUCAACACCAGGCGGCGCUCUAGUACAGUGGCGGUCUUUUUUUUAAACAUUCAAAAUUUAAAUUAAUUUUCGACUCACUUUUUCAUAUUCACCCUCUUUUUGGUUUUGUCCCACCAAGUCGGAAAUACCCUGUAUAAAUGCAGAAGUGCUAAUGUAUGUAUGUGUGUGAAUUUAAGAAUACAUUUUAGGUAUGUAUAGGUAUUUAUUUUCAUUCUUUUAUAAGAUACAAUAUAUGCAUUAAAAUGCGCGUAUGUAUGUUUUUAUAUGUACACCGUGUAUUCGAAAUAAUAUUUCAUUUAUUCUUAUCUUUCAAUAACAUUUACAUCUUCUCUGCAUUCAAAAAUAAAAUUGAUCGAAUACGUACAAAAUAGCAUACUUAAAAAAUUAAGGAUUUUUAUCGGGUAGUAGAUAAUAACUUUUUCAAAUGAAAUAAUCAUUAUCUUAUAGUUUUUUAAAUAUGUUUGAAACUAGCAAUAUAAUAACUACUUUUG